CCGGAAACGCAGCCCCAACCGUUUUUCUCCUCCUUCACUUCCUUUUUCCUGCUGCACAGGGCGCCUCAUAUCAUGGCUCAAGCAGUUCAGAGACUCGUUGCAAAAGUUCCUACUUUAGUGGGAGCCGCUGUCACAUACUCCAAACCCCGACUCGCGACCUUCUGGUACUAUGCCCGCGUGGAGCUCGUCCCACCUUCACCUUCUGAGAUCCCAAAAGCCAUAGAGGCUGCUAAGGGCCUUAUCAAGAGCUAUCAGGCUGGGCGCGUGGGGCAGACCACAGUGAAGGAUGCUUUGAGGAACGGACUUGUAGCCACUGAGGUGCUGAUGUGGUUCUACAUUGGAGAGUGUAUCGGCAAAGGAGGCCUUGUUGGAUACGAUGUCUGAAUGUUGAGCUGUUUUUCUCCUUCUGCACUUCAAAAUGUCACAUUCUCAACAAUCUGCACUAAAAUUUCAAAAUAAAUAGAAGUCUGUAGUGUCUCA
Messenger RNA from Cheilinus undulatus (humphead wrasse), 480 nucleotides. RefSeq names its product ATP synthase subunit g, mitochondrial-like. The record is from RefSeq and is a predicted model, not a curated record. Gene Ontology annotation, biological process: proton motive force-driven ATP synthesis. The transcript has 3 exons. Gene Ontology annotation, molecular function: proton transmembrane transporter activity. Bases 73 to 384 code for a protein of 103 amino acids. Lineage: Eukaryota; Metazoa; Chordata; Actinopteri; Labriformes; Labridae.